Messenger RNA from Schistocerca serialis cubense, 3216 nucleotides. Its product is annotated as glutamate receptor ionotropic, kainate 2. The record is from RefSeq and is a predicted model, not a curated record. Gene Ontology annotation, cellular component: postsynaptic membrane; plasma membrane. Gene Ontology annotation, molecular function: glutamate-gated receptor activity. The coding region runs from base 1 to 2706 and encodes 901 amino acids. NCBI's taxonomy places the organism in Eukaryota, Metazoa, Arthropoda, Insecta, Orthoptera, Acrididae. The transcript is spliced from 17 exons.
AUGUACGAGGGCUGUCCAGAAAGCGCCAUCUUCACGGAAGACCAGAAGGACACCAGCACUGAGCUGGCGUUCAAGUACGCCGUGUACCGCAUCAACAAGGACAAGGAGCUGCUGCCCAACACGACGCUUGUGUACGACAUCCAGUACGUGCCGAGGGACGACAGCUUCAGGACCUCCAAGAAAGCCUGCAAGCAGCUGGAGCACGGCGUGCAGGCCAUCUUCGGACCGUCGGACCCGCUGCUGGGCGCCCACAUACAGUCCAUCUGCGAGGCACUCGACGUUCCGCACGUCGAGGCGCGUCUCGACUUCGAGCCCAGCUUCAAGGAGUUCUCCAUCAACCUGCACCCCUCGCAGGAGCACAUGAACCGCGCCUUCAAGGACCUCAUGGCCUUCCUCAACUGGACCAAGGUCGCCAUCAUCUACGAAGAAGACUACGCUGAUCUUGUCGGCACGAAAGGGCUGUUCAAGCUGCAGGACCUGGUCAAGUCGCCGCCGGUGGUCCGCACCGAGAUGUACAUCCGGCAGGCGACGCCCACCACCUACCGGCAGGUGCUGCGAGAGAUCCGCCAGAAGGAGAUCUACAAGCUCAUCGUCGACACCAACCCCAAACACAUGUACAAGUUCUUCAGAGCGAUUCUCCAGCUCCAAAUGAACGACUUCCGAUACCACUAUAUGUUCACCACAUUCGACAUGGAGACGUUCGACCUGGAGGACUUCAAGUACAACUCGGUGAACAUCACGGCGUUCCGGCUGGUGGCGGUGGAGGACGAGCGCGUGCGCGCGGCGCUGGAGCAGAUGUCGCGCUUCGCGCCCGUCGGGCCGUCCAUCCUGCACCGCACGGGCGUGCUGCAGGCGGAGCCGGCGCUGCUGCACGACGCCGUGCACGUGUUCGCCCGCGGGCUGGCCGCGCUCGACCGCAGCCACCAGCUGCGGCCCGCCAACCUCUCGUGCGAGCUCGAGCGCCCCUGGGACGACGGCCUCUCGCUCUACAACUACAUCAGCUCGGCGGGUCUGCACGGGCUGACGGGGCACAUCGAGUUCACGGAGGGGAAGCGCAGCAACUUCAAGCUGGACCUGCUGAAGCUGAAGCGCGAGCAGCUGCGCUCCGUCGGCUUCUGGAGCCCCGCAGGCGGCGUCAACAUCACCGACCCCAGCGCCUUCUACGAGACCAGCGUCAACAACAUCACCCUCGUCGUCAUGACCAGGGAGGAGAAGCCGUACGUGAUGGUGAAGGAGGACCACAACCUGACGGGCAACGCGCGCUACGAGGGCUUCUGCAUCGACCUGCUCAAGUGGAUCGCUGCCCAGGUCGGCUUCCACUACGCCAUCAAGCUCGUUCCCGACCACAUGUACGGCGUCUACGACCCGGACACCAGGGAGUGGAACGGCAUCGUGCGCGAGCUCAUGGAGAAGCGCGCUGACUUGGCCGUAGCAUCCAUGACCAUCAACUACGCCAGGGAGAGCGUCAUCGACUUCACGAAGCCAUUCAUGAACCUCGGCAUCGGCAUCCUGUUCAAGGUUUCGGAAAGCAUGCCGAGUCGCUUGUUCUCGUUCAUGAACCCGCUAGCGGUGGAGAUCUGGCUGUACGUGCUGGCGGCGUACGUGCUGGUCUCGCUCACCAUCUGGGUGGUGGCGCGCUUCUCGCCCUACGAGUGGUGCGUGCCGGCGUGCGCCUGCGCCGACUACCAGCACGCGACGGCCGCGCUGCUCGUCUUCCAGAACGACUUCACGCUCGCCAACAGCUUCUGGUUCACCAUCGGCACGCUCAUGCAGCAGGGCUCCGACCUCAACCCCAAGGCCACUUCCACGCGCAUCGUGGGCGGCAUCUGGUGGUUCUUCACGCUGAUCAUCAUCUCGUCGUACACGGCCAACCUGGCCGCCUUCCUCACCGUGGAGAGGAUGAUCACGCCCAUUGAGAACGCAGCGGACCUCGCCGAGCAGACGGAGAUCUCGUACGGCACGCUUGAAGGCGGCUCCACCAUGACCUUCUUCAGGGACUCUAAAAUCGGUAUUUAUCAGAAAAUGUGGCGGUUCAUGGAAAGCAAGCGGCCGUCAGUACUGGUGUCCACGUAUGAAGAGGGAGUGAAACGCGUACUGGAAGGCAACUACGCUUUCCUCAUGGAGUCCACCAUGUUGGAUUACGCCGUUCAACGUGACUGCAAUCUCACGCAGAUCGGAGGCCUCCUUGACUCGAAAGGUUACGGAAUUGCCACACCUAAAGGGUCACCUUGGAGAGACAAAAUAUCACUUGCCAUCCUGGAGUUGCAGGAGAAAGGUAUAAUCCAGAUUCUGUACGACAAAUGGUGGAAAAAUACCGGAGAUGUAUGUAACAGGGAUGACAAGAGCAAGGAAUCCAAAGCCAACGCGCUAGGGAUUGAGAAUAUAGGAGGCGUAUUCGUCGUCUUGCUAUGCGGAUUGGCACUUGCUAUCCUAGUAGCCAUCCUAGAAUUCUGCUGGAAUUCGAAAAAGAAUGCGCAGACUGAUAGACAAUCCCUGUGCUCGGAAAUGGCAGAGGAGCUGCGGUUUGCAGUCCGUUGCCACGGGUCACGGCAACGUCCAGCCUUGAAGCGCUCCUGUACGCGGUGUUCUCCAGGGACGACGUACGUUCCUGCGGCUCUGGAGAUGCCACACAUCAACGGGGAGACAGGGAUCCUGCCUAUGAUUGAAAUGAAGAAACCAUCCCUGAGUUAUGAUCCUGAUACCUAGCAGAAUGUUCAGAGUGGAUCACAUCUCACAGACACUUUGUGAUACCACUCAAGGGAUAAAAAACAAAGAAGCUGCUGUGAUAAUAAGUGAAAAUGUACAGUUCCCUGCUCAUUGUGGCACAUUUUUGACAUGAACUGAGUUCAAUUCAGAGAAGUGUCAGGUGUGUUUUCUGACUGAAGACUUAUAAGAACAAUAGUGCAGUGAAAAAUUGAGUACAGACUACAAUAAAUGGGUUGAAAGUCCCAUGGCCUAAGGUACUGUCUUUCGUGAAAUACAAAUAAAGUACUGUCAUGAUGUGCAGAAAACUUCCCAUCACUUCCAAUGGCAAAUGUCAUCCUCACAAAGGCAGAAAAACUAUUUUUAAUAUUAUAAUUCUGUGGUACCUACAACUCAAGCUCUGGGACUUAGAGUGAAUUAAGAAUUUUUAUUUUUAAAAAUGAAAUUAAAAGUACUUAAUUUCAGUGUCACUUGUGCCAAGAGUAAUUAAAAUGUGUCUAAUAAAACUACAAA